This is a messenger RNA of Lepisosteus oculatus (spotted gar), 2317 nucleotides long. RefSeq names its product sphingosine-1-phosphate receptor 1 (gene s1pr1). Gene Ontology annotation, molecular function: sphingosine-1-phosphate receptor activity. Gene Ontology annotation, biological process: sphingosine-1-phosphate receptor signaling pathway; angiogenesis; regulation of metabolic process. The record is from RefSeq and is a predicted model, not a curated record. Gene Ontology annotation, cellular component: cytoplasm; plasma membrane. Lineage: Eukaryota; Metazoa; Chordata; Actinopteri; Semionotiformes; Lepisosteidae.
GUUUGCACAGUAACGCCUCCAGUCGAGGGAACAGUCUCUUGGUGCGUGGCCAUGUAAUAAUGUCCUGAAUCGGAAUAUACCGUUACUCGAGGGAUACAUAUGACCAAGACACAAGGGCACAUACCUGCAAGCGUCUAAACGAUGGGUGCCGUGUCUGUGUGGUGCACAUUCUUCUACCAGAAAGAGUUUCUUCUCAGCUGAGAGCAGCACCGCCCGGACACACGAACAAAAAAAAACGGGUUUGGCUCCUCCUAUGGACUGAGUUGUGCAUUGCACCGUGAAUGACUCACUCCUCCAACAAUGGAACUGACCACUGCCGGCAACAGCAGGAAUGCCUACGGGUCCAUGUAUUCUAAUUUAAUAGAGAGGCACUACAAUUUCACUGGGAAAUUUCGGAAGGUGGAACAAGACUCGGGACUCAAAGCCGACUCUGUGGUCUUUAUUAUCGUGUGCUGCUUCAUUAUUCUGGAAAACAUUUUGGUUCUGCUCACAAUAUGGAGGACGAAAAAAUUCCACAAGCCCAUGUAUUACUUCAUUGGCAAUUUGGCCUUGUCGGACCUGCUGGCAGGAGUGGUGUACACCUGCAACAUCCUGCUGUCUGGAGCUAACACCUACAAACUGAGCUCCACACAGUGGUUCUUCCGCGAGGGCAGCAUGUUCGUGGCCCUGGCUGCUUCAGUGUUCAGUUUGCUGGCCAUCGCCAUUGAGAGGCAUCUCACCAUGCUGAAAAUGAAACUGCACAAUGGGAGCAACACCUGCCGGGUGUUUCUGCUCAUCAGCACCUGCUGGGUCAUCUCGGCCAUCCUGGGGGGGCUGCCCAUCAUGGGCUGGAACUGCAUUGAAAGUAUGAACAGCUGCUCUACAGUGCUUCCCCUCUACCACAAGACCUACAUCCUGUUCUGCACCACGGUCUUCAGCGUCAUCCUCAUGGCCAUUGUCAUCCUCUACGCUCGGAUUUACUCCCUGGUGCGGACGCGCAGCCGCAAGCUCGUGUUCCGGAAGUACCCAAACAGUAGGGGGAGCAAGAGCUCGGAGAAGUCCUUGGCGCUGCUCAAGACGGUCAUCAUCGUGCUUAGCUGCUUCAUCGCUUGCUGGGCCCCCCUCUUCAUUCUCCUACUGCUGGAUGUGGCCUGUAAGAUCCAGAAGUGCGCUAUCUUGUACAAGGCGGAGUGGUUCCUGGCACUGGCCGUGCUCAAUUCGGCCAUGAACCCCCUCAUCUACACCCUCACCAGCAACGAGAUGCGCCGCGCCUUCCUCAAGAUGCUCCCUUGCGAGGUCAGUGGGGGGCCGGCCAGCAGCAAGCUCAGGCAGUCCAUCAUGGGUGGCCGCAGCAAGUCGGACAACUCCUCCCACCCCAACAAGGAGGAGGCCGAGUACUGCCCCGAGACUGCUGUGUCCUCCGGGAAUGUAAACUCCUCCUCCUAGGAGCUCCGUCCUUAUUGGCUAACUGGGGAAUGUACGCUCCGCACAUCAGUCUUCACACUAGAGGCGUGAGAGCAAUCAGCCACAGAGGGCGAAACUGGAAUUACAAUCCUGUACGUCAUACUUGAACUGAGGAACCUGUUUCACAGGACCAAGGUCUGCCAGGGCCAAACGUUUCCUGACAUUAGUUUUGACAGGGAAGCACUUAUGUCUCCUUUAAGUAUUGGAUUAAUCAGUAUUAAUUCACCCUUAUCAUUUCUCCUUAAGUUAAAAGAGUUUAAAACCAAGAAUGUUUUCCUUUGUUCAAAAACACAUGGAGCAGCACUUGUUGUACAAGAGUUCUUAAGGCAGCAACAUUUAGCAAUGUCAGUAUUUCCUAAAAUGUGUUUUUGCAGUGUGAUUUUAGUUUUAUUAUGGGUAUUAUUAUUAAUAUUAAUAAAUAUAUUUACACUAUACAAGAAUUCAAGGGAUUCCAUUUGUUUAGAAUUUUCAUACAGUUCUAGCUCCAUGACAAUGUCCUACUCUUAUCACCGAGAAUGUAUUUUGUACUGAAACCUGUUAUUAUUUAUCCUUCCUUUGGGAUAAAUGUUUAUUGUUGUAGCAAUAAUUGCAAUGUUAAUUUAUCGUUACUCCACUUUAAGCACUACUGUCAGAGCAUCUCUUUAAUAAUGACUGAAAGUGCUAGAAUUUCCCUUGCGGUUCAUGCUGAUUGGUUUGAAACCCAUGUUUUGUACAUUAUUAAGCCUUCAUCUUACCUGUAACAUCUUCUCAGACAUGUGCCACAUCGUUGCAGCUUAACUUGCCAAAACGAAGUAGUUCUGUUCUGUGUCUGACGUCUUAUUUGCACACAAUAUUGUUUUGUUAUUUAGAUGUUAAUAAAACUUCAAAACAACAA